GUCCAAAUCAGCAGUUGUUAUACGAUCCAUGGUGGUAGUCUAUCUACACCUCCGUCGACUCUGAUUGAGCACUGCUGUUUGAUGACUCGAGGCAAUGAAUGGGUCAUCGAGGUAAAAUGUCGCCCCGUACAGCACGACAUACGAGAAGGUUCCCAACAAAAAAGGAACUGGAGAAGCCUGAUGGAGGUUUACCCCAACGCUAUUGUGAAACAAAAACACAACGAUACUGAAGUUAUUUUGCCACCUCUUCGGGAAGACGUGGAAAUAGCAGCGUUUGGAAGGCCUGGAAAGGAUGACCGGAAAAGAAUGCAAAUGGCGAUCUUUGCCAGUCGUCCAACCCAAGGACGAGACUGGAAGAUUUGGGUUUAUCUCGUAGAUGAUACAAAUCCUGCUUGCAAGGUAUCAAGUGAUACUCUAUUUCUCUAAACAGGUUAUUUUUUACUUAAAAGAGACGUGGGAAAGUUAACCUGCACUCUUCUUUAAAAAAAAUAAAGUCGUGUAAUGCUUAACGGCGACGGCAAUGAGAACGGUAACACAUUCAAAAGAUCUAGUUAUCUAAUGAGAGUAGACUUUCACGUCGAGGGAGACUCGACUUUGUUGUUGUUUUUUCUCUCUAAAAGUCCGGGUUGCCCUGAGAUUUCCCGCCAAAAACACCUCCAGUUGCCUUUAGUGUCAUACCUGUUAACUGAGUUAUUUUACAUUGGUAUGCAUGUUGUGCGGACAGUCGGAUGGUCGGACGUACGGUCACGUGAUUACCAAAAUUUCUCGGAUGGAUGGGUUACCAAAUUUUCUUAACGUAUGGGGUUCCGCCAUAAGGUUCAGUCUUGGGCCAUUCUGUCUCAGAAGUGUGCAGGCAUAUAUUAGUUAGUUAAAUAGCUAUUUAGAUUUUGCUGGUCAUUCGGAGAGGUUUUUGAAUCGCGCCGAAUGUAUUUUUCAAUAAACAGAGUAUUUGCCAAGAAGAAGACAAAAAAGGAAACAGGCUUCUUUCACCAUGUUCUGGGAUGUUCGUGUCGAACAGCAAAGAAGACAUCACAAUCGAGCUCAGUGCACUCGAGCCUGGAUGGAAAAUCAAAGGAAGCAGUAUAAAGGUACGAAAGGAGAACUAUGAGGUCACAUUGGGGUAUAAUAAGAUGCAUCGGCAAAAGCAAACAUAUGAGAGUUUCACGCUUCAACACCUUAUGGGGUUUCUGGAGAGAUUUAAUACAUAAUUUUGCAGCAGUAUCACCCUUCGACAGAAAAAAAUAAUAAUUGGUGCUGCACGUUUUGCAACUGCAAUAAUCCUUACCCUUUUUUUUUAUUUUCUGAGGCGUUUAUUAGGUUUCCCUCAUAUCUUCGAUCCAUCAGUCACUCAACACCCCUUCUUCAAAUCCACGCUUCUUCUUAUAAUCUGCUACACAGCCGUUUGUAAGGUAGUCACGGAACGCUCCUCCAGCGUUUCGUGACGACACCAAAAACGGCUGUGUAGCAGACUAUUCUCCUUACGGAUGUGCCAAAAGACAAUCUCUAUGUGAGUCGCAUUUACCACCCAAAAAGCUCGACCUCGAGUGGAUUGACUGAUUAACUGUAUCUAUGCUGCCAUAAAAAUGGAAACCAUUUACAACAGAAACAGUCAAGACUUUAGAAAUUACCGCUGAUAACUUAUCCAUCAUGUAUGAUGUAUUUUCAGACUAUCAAAUCAAGAGAUGCUUGGAAUUCACCAGAAAACUCAGUUGAUUUUCCACGCUGCUAUUUUGAAAUAAGACACGUGGACAGAACAAAACAAUCAUUUUUCUGCAGAAUAAAGGCUUCCCACGAAGGAGACGUCGCCCGCGCAGAAAUUGUGGGGUAUUUUGAAAGGGUAAAUUUUAUGUUAUAA
Porites evermanni is the source of this 1855-nucleotide messenger RNA. The record is from the annotation of a GenBank genome assembly. NCBI's taxonomy places the organism in Eukaryota, Metazoa, Cnidaria, Anthozoa, Scleractinia, Poritidae.